UAUCAGGAAAGAGAAAACCGCUAUAUAGUCAGCCUGCUUAGGAGAAAACGAGCAACAUUGUAGCGACUGUAGUAUUUUUAUAAUAAUGUAAAGCGUCGGGGCGGUAUAGUAUAAACUCGUUUUGAAGAUGAAAGUGAGAUAACUAGUGUGUAUUUGUUGUUAAGAGCAGAAAUGGAGAAGCAGUCGCGUCUGUUGUGUUCUGAGCUGUGUGUUCAGCGCAGACUGUAUGAAGUCACAUUAAACUGCGCGAUUCUCGCGUGGAAAGACAUACAAAUCGCCAAAAAACACACCGGACGCGCCAUAUAUGGAGCCGUCAAAGCGGGUAGUUAUUGUGUCCCGGUGUGUGAGAUUAUAGCCGUUCAGGAAAAAGAAGAUGACUCUCCGUGUGAAAACAAUGGGAAAUGGCAGAAGGUUCCUCAGAGCCCAGCGGACUCCUGCCAGCAUGCUUUCACAGUGUUCUAUGUAGAGAGGACGAGGCAGCACUGCUGGUGGUGCAGCAACGUGACUUUCCACUGCUCUGAACAUUCCCUGUGUCUGCUCUGGGUCCAAACUAUUAGGGAACAACUUGCAUUGCUGAGUGCCCAAUCGACCGAAGAGUUUGCUAGUGUACAUCAACCCCUACGGAGGAAAACAACAUGGGAAGCAGAUUUACGACCACAAAGUGGCCCCCAUCUUUUCCCGGGCUUCCAUUUCCACCGACGUGAUUGGCCCCAUUCAUUUUCAGCACAUCCCUCCGAGUUACAGCUUUACAUCAGUGCUGAUGGUAAAGAACCGGUAAUGAAAUGUACCGGGGAUUGUUUUUCACCAAGACUUCAGCUUCAUCAUUUGAUGUGGCUGAUUGAUGGUCUCCAUCAAGCCAGCAGAAAAAUGCAAUUUAACUGCCAGAUGAACAUAAUGAUGUUUCUCCCCUCUGCCCAGCCUCGCUGUCAUUGUCCCGUUAACAAUGGCUUUUUCUCUGUUGUUUCUAUAGUUACAGAGCGUGCAAAUCAUGCCAGGGACCACUUGAAGACAGAGGCUGAUCUGAAGAAGUAUGAUGGUGUGGUGUGUGUCGGAGGUGAUGGCAUGUUCAGCGAGAUCAUGCAUGGCCUCGUCUCCCUUACGCAGCAAGAAGCAGGUGUGGAUGAGAACUCUAUGGAGGAGACCCUUAUGCCGUGUGGACUUCGCAUCGGCAUAAUUCCUGCAGGUUGCUUGUGUUUUCUGAAAUCCAUCCUGGCUUUUUCUGCAGGUGAUUCUCAGCCAAUGGACGUCUGCUCGGUGCACAAUGAAGACCGCUUCCUGCGCUACUCUGUGUCACUACUGGGUUACGGGUUCUACGGAGAUGUGCUGACAGACAGCGAGAGGAAGCGCUGGAUGGGCCCGGCCCGUUACGAUAUCUCAGGUGUUAAAACUUUUCUGUCACAUCGCUACUAUGAGGGAACUGUGUCCUUCUUACCUGCUGAAAGGAACUUGGGAACUCCCAGAGACAAAAUGCAGUGCCGAACUGGGUGUAGUGUCUGUCGGCAAUCCUCUUCUGACAAACUGGUCAACAAAAAUGAAGACAGCGUUUCUGAUGCUGAGUGUCAGGAUACGUGGACGGUCAUCAGGGGAAAGUUCUUGGCCAUCAAUGCUGCCAGCAUGAGUUGUGCGUGUCCUCGCAGUCCUAAAGGCCUGUCGCCGUCAGCGCACUUAGCAGAUGGAACUACUGACCUCAUCCUCGUCAGGAAGUGCUCCCGACUCGACUUCCUGCGCCACCUGCUGCGCCACACCAAUAAGGAUGACCAGUUUGAUCACUCUUUUGUGGAGGUGUACCGGGUCAAGCAGUUCCGAUUCACCCCCAGAUAUCAGGAGUGUGAUUCUGAAGUGGACCUGAGAGAAAGCGGAGCAACAGGCAAGCGAUUCCUUAGUCAGAUCUGCAGGGAGCACAGAGCCUGUGGCUGCAUGCCUUCCCAGAGCAACUGGAACUGUGAUGGAGAGAUCCUCCCACACACUGCCAUUCAAGUCCGGGUCCACUGCCAGUUGAUCAAGCUGUUUGCGAGAGGCGUCGAAGAGCAGCCUGUGUUUGAGGACCUGUACGCUCACUGUGCAAUAUAGAUCUCCACUCCACUUAAAAAAACCUCCAGCUGGAUCAUUAAGGAUCGAGAUUCUUUGAAUGGAAUAGUCACCUUCAGCUCAGCACAAUGUCAUGCUGUUUCUUAUACUGUUUUACGCAGAUAAUCCUCAUGAAGAUGCAUUGAAAACACACAGAGCUGGAGUCAACAGCAUUUUAUAUAGGCUGUAUUAGAUUUGUGUAAGAUAGGAUCAGCUGUUUCAGCUAGGCAUUAGCAUUGCCGAUUUUUUCAUUUCAACCCAAGUCCUUGAAGUUGCUGGUGAUAUGUCUUGCUGUAUGCCACAGCUUCCAGUUGUCAGCAUUUGUCUUCCACCAUGAUCAAGCUGGUCUUGAGAGUAGCGUUAAUUAAAUCCCAAAGUCAAAUUCCUGGAACUGUGAAAACUCUGGUAUGUUUAUGAAAACAUUCCUCUUGGUUGCACCUUCACUGUUUUUUUUGUUUUUUUUUCUAGAUAUAAAGCACUUGAGGUGGUCACCUGAUGAAGCUAUUGGUAUACCAAAAAAGUUUGUGGUUUAUGUUGAACUUGUUGGUCAUUCAAAAUUGAAAGUUCUGUUAUAUAAUUUACUAAAAAACUUCCAAAUUAAUUUUAAGUUGUUAAUCACUGCCAGCAGUGUUAUUGUUAAAGGGAUAGUUAC
This is a messenger RNA of Sinocyclocheilus anshuiensis, 2719 nucleotides long. Its product is annotated as ceramide kinase. Gene Ontology annotation, molecular function: ceramide kinase activity. The record is from RefSeq and is a predicted model, not a curated record. Gene Ontology annotation, biological process: phosphorylation; ceramide metabolic process. Lineage: Eukaryota; Metazoa; Chordata; Actinopteri; Cypriniformes; Cyprinidae.